CAGCAGUUCGGGUUGAUGGCGCAGCUUUCAAAUUUGCGAGUUCUGGCUUGCGGGCUUCCGAGGAAAUCGCCCUGGCAGCCAUAGAAAGCCCGUGUAGCGUCCCCGAAGAACACCCUGAGAGCAGGAAUGUCCAAAGCAAAAUCAUCGAACAAAGAACGUCUGUUUGUCACGUCACAGCCCAAGAGGUCGACACGGUCCUACGGUACGGAAGCGAGAGUCUAUGCGCAAACAGCAGAGUCGUCCUGGCCGCCGUCGCGCAAAAUGGACUCGCUCUCAAAUACGCGAGCGCGAUGCUGCAGAACGAUGAGCGCAUAGUACUUGCUAGUGUUGCUGAAUAUGGCGGAUCACUGAUGUUUGCCAGCUCGAGACUUCGAGGCCUGAAAAACGUAGUCCUGGCUGCGGUCUCUCAAAGCGGAUUGGCGUUGCAGUACGCGUCUGAUGACUUGAAGGCUGACAAAGACGUAGUGUUAGCAGCCAUGGCAGAAAAGCGAACUGGUGGGUCUGUCGUGAAGCACAUCAGCACGAAGUUGCUGGAUUCCGACCAAGACGUAGCGACUCAGGUUCUGCAACUGCAGCCCCACGCCUUUUCUGACCUUCCCCCGGCGGCGAAGAACCUCUACAAUUCAGAGCUUGCUUGGAAAUUGAUCGAGCGCGACACUUCUCUGUUGGAAAACAAGCGAAACUUUCCCGAUAAGUUACUUGAGAACUCCGAGUUUUUGAUAGGGGCACUUAAACGCGCAGAUCAGAAUGUCCUUGCAAAGUUUACAUCUACUAGAGCUAUCGACGGCUGCCAUGUCUGGUGGCCUGAUGCGCCUCUGGGGUUUUCGAAAAGUAAAGUCGCAGUGGCAGCACUAGAAAUCCUUAACGACAAUUUGGUCGCAAGGUUCUUCCUCGAGCGCGGCUUUUGUAGAUGGCACAGAAGUUCGAGGUGGCAAAAGCGAUUUCUUUGCGAAUGCGAUGACGUAACACGUGCUGCUAUCAAGAGGGAUGGAAGCUUUCUCCGCUAUGGAUCCAACUUGCUUCUAUCAGACAGAGAUGUUGUGCUGGAAGCUCUCUGUACGAAAUCCCCCAGCGACGGCACGGACUUAGCUUGGAGCUCCUACUUGGACCGUGACAGAGCGUGGGAACGCGUGGGCACCGAGCUGAAGCAAGAUAGAGACCUUGUUCUCAAGGUAGUUGAGCGAUGUGGUAAGCGACUCGAGGAAGCGAGUGAGACCCUGAGAGACGAUGAAGGAAUCGUGCUGGCGGCGGUCGGUAGGCCGGACCUGAAAUUUUGCGAUGGCUUUUCCGAUCCGGAACAACACUGUGCACUGAGGUGGGCGAGUCAGCGACUCCGUGCGGAAAAAAAGGUGGUCUUGGAAGCCGUGACGUAUAACAGUUACAGUCUGAAAUUCGCGUCGCCCGAUCUUCGGAACGACAGGGAAGUGGUUAUGGCAGCAGUAUCCCAGAAUGGAAACGCCUUCCAAUUCGCCAGUGAAGAUUUGCGGUCUGACAAGGACAUCGCCAUGAACGCUGUUGCGACGGGCGCAGAAGCUUUGAAGUACGCUUCUCCUGAGCUCACUUCGGAUCGCGAGCUUGUGGCAGCAGCCUUAGCACUUGACGGACGUGCGCUUAGGUAUGCAUCAGCGUCACUCAAAGAUGACAAAGACCUCGUUUUGGCUGCAGUGAAAAGCGGGCGCUAUAAGAAGGAAACAGAUAGUACUAGGAGCGUGUCCCCCUUCCAAUUUGCUAGCCCUGGUCUCCAGCGGGACAAAGAAUUUAUAAUGACCGCGGUAACUGCAACUGCUGACCUUCACGGCGUACUGACGCAUACGCACCACACACUUCUGAGAGACAAGGCUUUUAUCAUACACGUAUUGGAGAAUCUGGCACGAGCGCACCCACCGGAGGCGCGUCCGAUUGCUGCCGCCGCCGCCAUCAAUGCUGAAUGGUUUGCAGAAAACUUAGGUGAUCACUCCGAACAUCAAGAUCUUCGUGCACGUGCUCGAAUUUUAUGGGACUUGGAAAUAGCCACACAAAAUAUUGAUGAUUUGCCGGACUGGAGGGGCGAUGAAGCCUGCGUCCUGGCAGCCUCGUUGUUCAGCGGUGGAUCGGCGAUGAAGUUUGCUCGUGAAGAUCUUAAAUCCGACAAGGAUUUCAUUUUAAGCCUGGCAAAAGAGCUCGGUGUGCAAAUGUUACAAUACGCGUCGACUUCACUUCUGUCGGAUAGCGAGUUCUUGAAAAAAGUUUCCCUUGAAACGGGGGAGGAGACCUCCGAGUACGCACACGACCGCCGUGAGGCAAAACGAAGAAGGCUACACAGAGAGCAGCUUGAUGAUUUAUUUUAAACUAAUUCUGAUUAAUCAAUUGUCAUGAAAAUUUAGUUUUUGGAGAUAUUUCAUUACUAAAUAAUACUCGU
This is a messenger RNA of Amoebophrya sp. A25, 2398 nucleotides long. The record is from the annotation of a GenBank genome assembly. NCBI's taxonomy places the organism in Eukaryota, Dinophyceae, Syndiniales, Amoebophryaceae.